Molecule: messenger RNA, 975 nt
Organism: Malus domestica (apple)
Lineage: Eukaryota; Viridiplantae; Streptophyta; Magnoliopsida; Rosales; Rosaceae
Product: stemmadenine O-acetyltransferase-like
Source: RefSeq, a predicted model, not a curated record
AUGGAUUUAGUGCAACAACUUCUUCCACUUGAUCCCUACAAUAUUAGAACAGACAAGGAGGUUGCAGCCAUGGCCGUCCAACUGAACUGUUUUGACUGCGGUGGCAUGGGCAUUGGGAUCUGCCUUUCGCACAAGAUCGCAGAUGGUGCAACAUUGUCUUCGUUCCUUGAUGCUUGGGCAACAAGGUCACGCGGUAUUUCAGAAAACAUCACUCCCUCCCUAAAUUCAGCCACCAUGUUUCCACCUAGGGACAAAGAAAUCUUCAUGCCAACCAAUUUGAUCAAGAGAGAAAAUAUCGUGACAAAGAGGUUUGUGUUUGAUGCAUCCAGCUUAGCCAAGCUGAAAGUCAAAGCAUCCAAGGGUUUGUGCACGGACGACCGUGCUCCUACUCGUGUGGAAGCUCUGACAGCCCUUAUAUGCAAGUCUAGCAUGAAUACGAAGAAUGGUACAUUGGGUAAGGGCAGGCCAUCAAUGGCGAUAUCCCAUGUGGUGAAUUUAAGGGAACGAAUGGCUCCACCUUUGCCAGAGCAUUCUUUUGGUAAUAUCUGGCGGUUUGCUGUUGCAUCCAUAAUGAACGACGAAAGCAACCCAGAGUUGCAUGACUUCAUGGUUCGAUUAAGAAAAGUAAUAAGGAAGAUCGAUGAUGAUUAUGUGAGGAAACUGCAAGGUGAAGAUGGGUUUACACAUGCUUGUGAGCCUCUAAAAGAAACCAGUGAAUUGGUCUCCGAAGGAGAGGUUGAGUUUUUCAGGUUCAGCAGUUGGAUUAGGUUUUCCCUAUACAACACUGAUUUUGGAUGGGGAAAACCCACCUGGGCAUGCAUUCCUAAUGUGCCCAUCAAGAAUGUUGUCAUACUGUUGAGUAGUAGCUCGGGUGACGGAAUAGAGGCAUGGGUGACCUUGGACGAGGAAGACAUGGCUAAAUUUGAACGUGAUCAUGAGCUUCUAGAAUUUGUUUCUGUGGCACCAAGCUCAUAA